Messenger RNA from Candidozyma duobushaemuli, 1158 nucleotides. RefSeq names its product diphosphomevalonate decarboxylase (gene MVD). The transcript is spliced from 2 exons. Gene Ontology annotation, biological process: isoprenoid biosynthetic process; isopentenyl diphosphate biosynthetic process, mevalonate pathway. The record is from RefSeq and is a predicted model, not a curated record. The coding region runs from base 1 to 1158 and encodes 385 amino acids. Gene Ontology annotation, molecular function: diphosphomevalonate decarboxylase activity; ATP binding. Gene Ontology annotation, cellular component: cytosol. Lineage: Eukaryota; Fungi; Ascomycota; Pichiomycetes; Serinales; Metschnikowiaceae.
AUGUCAGUUUACACUGCUUCGGCCACUGCGCCAGUCAAUAUUGCUACCUUGAAAUACUGGGGCAAAAGGGACAAGACGCUCAAUCUUCCCACAAACUCAUCCAUCUCAGUCACCUUGGACCAACAAGAUUUGAGAACCUUGACCUCCGCUGCCACCUCAGCUGACUUCCAAAAAGACAACUUAUGGUUGAAUGGUAAAGAAGAAGGUAUCAAGGGUGAGAGAACCAUCGCUUGUAUAAAAGACUUGAAGAGAUUGAGGAAGGAGUUGGAAGACGCAGACUCAUCGUUGCCCAAGUUUUCCGAAUGGGGUGUCCACAUUGUUUCUGAGAACAACUUCCCAACUGCUGCUGGUUUGGCCUCCUCGGCUGCUGGCUUUGCUGCAUUGGUCCUGGCCAUUGCAAAGUUGUACAAGCUCCCGCAGCUGAUGUCUGAAAUUUCCAAGAUCGCUAGAAAAGGUUCUGGUUCUGCUUGCAGAUCCUUGUUUGGCGGCUACGUUGCAUGGGAAAUGGGUGACGCUCAGGACGGUCUGGACUCCAAGGCCGUGGAGGUCGCUCCAGUCGACCACUGGCCCCUGAUGAAGGCCGCUAUCUUGGUGGUUUCUGACGACAAGAAAGACACACCCCUGACGACAGGUAUGCAAAGCACUGUGGCCACUUCCGAUUUGUUCCAAUACCGUAUCAAGGAGGUUGUGCCAAAGAGAUUCGAAGAAAUGAAGAAGGCCAUCCAGGAACGUGACUUUGAGGUGUUUGGUGAUUUGACCAUGAGGGACUCCAACUCCUUCCAUGCCGUGUGCUUGGACUCUGUUCCUCCUAUCUUCUACUUGAAUGACACGUCAAAGAAGAUCAUCAAGUUAAUUCACAAGUUGAACGAACAGGAAGGUAAGAUCAUCGCCGCCUACACCUUUGAUGCUGGUCCAAACGCCGUGAUCUACUACGAGGAGCACAACGAGAACAAGGUUCUUGGAUUGAUCCACAAGUACUUCCACCAAGUUCCAGGCUGGGACAAGGUCGCCGACAAGAAGGCCAACUUCCAGGACUCUACCAUUGAGUUCGACACUGAGGCUUACAAGGGUGUCAGCAGAAUCAUCUUGACCAAGAUCGGCCCUGGCCCACAGGAAACCAACCAAGCCUUGGUUAACGAACAGGGCUUGCCAAAAUAA